Poecilia latipinna (sailfin molly) is the source of this 1280-nucleotide messenger RNA. Its product is annotated as visinin-like protein 1. The transcript is spliced from 4 exons. The record is from RefSeq and is a predicted model, not a curated record. Gene Ontology annotation, molecular function: calcium ion binding. Lineage: Eukaryota; Metazoa; Chordata; Actinopteri; Cyprinodontiformes; Poeciliidae. Bases 514 to 1089 code for a protein of 191 amino acids.
CUCUACCACAACCUGCUUAAUGAUUCCCCCUCCAUCCACAGCGGGGCAAAGGCUGCGGCUGUAACGCGACAGCAACCAGCUGGAGCCACACGGAGCGGCAGCGCACAGGCGAACUCCUCAUUCCACCAGGCUGUGAUGCGCACGGGUGACGCCGCGCUCCUCUAGUUCGCACACAGACAGGCGAAGACUUGGCGUGGGAUCGGACUCUGCUGCGCCUCAUCUGGAAGAACAGCGUCGGGGAAAAUCCCGCAAAAACCACGACUCUCUCCGUGCCGUGUGCGAGUGAGAGAGAGUGUAUGCGUGUGUGUUUGUGUGUGUGUGUGUGCGCGCUCGGGAUUUUUUUCUUUUUCUUUUUUUAAUUUUUUUUUAUAGGCGAUCGUUGUUGAGAAUAAUCCGUUUUUUAGGUGAACGUUUCCAUCGGAGGAAGAGAGGAGGGUUUUCUGGACUUUGCAGUGGAGACGAGCUGCUCAAUUCCGACAGAUAACCAGCAGAUAUAGGCUUUAAUCAGGAAUCAUGGGAAAGCAAAACAGCAAGCUGACUCCUGAGGUGAUGGAGGAUCUGGUGAAGAACACAGAGUUUAAUGAACAUGAGCUGAAACAGUGGUACAAAGGCUUCCUGAAAGACUGCCCCAGCGGCCGGCUGAAUCUGGAGGAGUUCCAGCAGCUCUACGUCAAGUUCUUUCCAUACGGCGACGCGUCAAAAUUUGCACAACACGCCUUCAGGACCUUUGACAAAAACGGAGACGGCACCAUUGAUUUCCGAGAGUUCAUCUGCGCCCUGUCCAUCACCUCCCGCGGCAGCUUCGAGCAGAAACUCAACUGGGCCUUCAACAUGUACGACCUGGACGGCGACGGCAAAAUCACCAGAGUGGAGAUGCUGGAGAUAAUCGAGGCGAUCUACAAAAUGGUGGGCACCGUGAUCAUGAUGAAGAUGAACGAGGACGGCCUGACACCGGAGCAGAGGGUAGACAAGAUCUUCAGCAAAAUGGAUAAGAACAACGACGACCAGAUCUCGCUGGAGGAGUUCAAGGAGGCGGCGAAGAGCGACCCGUCCAUCGUUCUCCUGCUGCAGUGUGACAUGCAGAAGUGAAGCUGCAUCCCUCACCCCACCUAACCCUCCACCCCCCCACUCCCACACCCUCUUCCUGCUUGCGCCUCUUACUCUCUGACUCCCCCACACCCAGUCUGUAUCCACACACUCUGGACAGCCGCACACGUUUCAAUGUCUCAUUAGGUUCUCUGCCAUUUCCACAGGGGGAAGAAAAAAAAGAAAGAAAAAAA